AUGUCACAAUCCGAAAUGUCACGGUAUCUCAAGCAGACGCACGACCGCGUCUUCGAGCACAACCGCGCAUGGGCCGAAGAACAGCGAAAGCGGGAUCCCGAAUUCUUCACCAAGCUCUCCGCAGGACAAACCCCAGAAUAUCUCUGGAUCGGAUGUAGCGACUCGCGAAUUCCCGCCGAGCAGAUCACGGGUUUAGGGCCGGGCGAAGCUUUCAUCCAUCGCAACAUCGCGAACCUAGUAGUCAAUACGGAUCUAAACGUCAUGAGCGUCAUUAAUUAUGCGGUUCGUCACCUACAGGUCAAACACAUCGUCGUAUGCGGUCAUUACGGCUGUGGUGGUGUCAAAGCGGCCAUGACGCCCAAGGAUUUGGGAUUGCUUAAUCCGUGGCUGAGGAACAUUAGAGACGUUUAUCGCCUACACGAGGCCGAGUUGGAUGAGAUCAAGGAUGAGACAGCACGGUAUAACCGACUGGUGGAACUUAGCGUCGUUGAACAAUGUCGCAAUGUUAUCAAAACAGCAGCUGUUCAGCAAUCGUACGAAAAGAAUCAAUUCCCAAUUGUUCAUGGAUGGGUCUUUGGAUUUGAGGAUGGGCUGCUGAAAGAUUUGAAGGUGGACCAUGAAGCUAUGUUACACAGCAUUCAGAAGAUAUAUAACCUCACAGAAUAA
Messenger RNA from Hypoxylon trugodes, 666 nucleotides. RefSeq names its product carbonic anhydrase. Gene Ontology annotation, biological process: carbon utilization; cellular response to oxidative stress; cellular response to carbon dioxide. The record is from RefSeq and is a predicted model, not a curated record. Bases 1 to 666 code for a protein of 221 amino acids. Gene Ontology annotation, molecular function: zinc ion binding; carbonate dehydratase activity. Lineage: Eukaryota; Fungi; Ascomycota; Sordariomycetes; Xylariales; Hypoxylaceae. The transcript has a single exon. Gene Ontology annotation, cellular component: cytoplasm.